CCUGGUGACUCAAUACACAACUCCCAGUCUUUCUAACCAUAGGUGACUAUAAAUGUGGCUGGUUUUAAGCACAAACACAAAUACAGUUGCUAACUCCGGCGAGGGGUGGGCGGCGAGGUAUAAAGGGGAGCGCCGCUCACCCCCACUCACUCGCCAGCUAGUAGGGGGACGGUUUUCUUCAUUUUUGAAGAAUUAGCAACGAUGGGUGAGGAAAAUUUACCAGCCUUGGUCUGCGAUAAUGGUUCAGGGAUCGUCAAGGCUGGCUUCGCUGGCGACGACGCUCCACGAGCUGUCUUCCCUUCUAUCGUCGGCCGACCCCGUCAUCAAGGAGUGAUGGUGGGCAUGGGUCAGAAAGACGCCUACGUCGGCGACGAGGCCCAGAGCAAGCGAGGUAUUCUGACCCUAAAAUAUCCUGUUGAACACGGAAUUAUCACCAACUGGGACGACAUGGAGAAAAUUUGGCACCAUACCUUCUACAACGAACUCCGAGUUGCCCCUGAGGAGUCCCCCGUCCUUCUCACAGAGGCUCCAUUGAAUCCCAAGGUCAACCGAGAAAAUAUGACAAGAAUAAUGUUCGAGACAUUUAAUGUACCUGCAUCGUACAUAGCCAUUCAAGCUAUCCUUUCUCUGUAUGCUUCUGGUCGCACCACUGGCAUCGUGUUAGAUUCUGGUGACGGAGUCACGCACACGUGUCCCAUAUUUGAAGGCUACGUACUACCGCAUGCCAUGCAUCGCCUUGACAUGGCUGGCCGCGACUUGACCCACUACUUGACCAAGAUUUUGACAGAGCGAGGCUACUCCUUCUCUACUACCGCCGAACGAGAGAUCGUUCGUGACAUCAAGGAGAAGCUUUGUUAUGUUGCUCUCGACUUCGAAAAUGAAAUGGAAAUUUCUAAAACAUCCCUAACUUUAGAAAAGGCUUAUGAGUUACCUGACGGCCAAGUAAUAACUGUCGGCAAUGAGAGGUUCCGCUGCCCCGAGGCAGUCUUCCAGCCUUCUUUUCUGGGAAUGGAAUGUGUUGGCCUCCAUGAAUUAGUUCACCAAUCUAUCAUGCGAUGCGACAUUGACAUCCGAAAAGAUCUCUUCUCUAACAUUGUAAUGUCUGGAGGGACCAGCAUGUAUCCAGGGAUUCCAGAUCGCAUGCAGAAGGAAAUAACAUUCCUUGCUCCUUCAACAAUAAAUGUUAAAAUUGUCGCUCCUCCAGAAAGAAAGUACUCAGUCUGGAUCGGAGGUUCCAUCCUGAGCUCCCUCUCUACCUUCCAGUCGUUCUGGAUCACUAAGUCAGAAUAUGAAGAGUUUGGACCUGGAAUCAUCCACAGAAAAUGUUACUAACUUAGUUAGAACUAUCAGUUAAUUACCAUAUUAUUUUUAUUAAAUGAGUAUAUUUUUGUGGCAA
Molecule: messenger RNA, 1396 nt
Organism: Portunus trituberculatus (swimming crab)
Lineage: Eukaryota; Metazoa; Arthropoda; Malacostraca; Decapoda; Portunidae
Product: actin-85C-like
Exons: 2
Coding region: 202-1332 (376 amino acids)
Source: RefSeq, a predicted model, not a curated record